Chara braunii is the source of this 2384-nucleotide messenger RNA. The record is from the annotation of a GenBank genome assembly. NCBI's taxonomy places the organism in Eukaryota, Viridiplantae, Streptophyta, Charophyceae, Charales, Characeae.
GGCGUUUCAGCUUGUUCAAUAGCGGCCGGGCUAUGUCUUGCUUCAGUGUGUUGCUGAGCUGUGUGGCGCUGUGGCGGACUGUUCUCGGUGAUGACGUGGCAUUGCUGGAUGAUGGGAAUUAUGGGGGAGAGAGAGCAUUUGAGGAAUUUCAAACCUACGGGGCAGCAGCAACAAGCCCCAGUGAUGGUUCGCGUGCCUUACUUCGUGGUGAUUCUCCAGAUCUUCCCAAUCACGUGGAUUUCAACAGCCGGCUCGGCAAUCCCAAGAAGACGGGGAAGACAAGUGUGUCAGGCCCUGAAAGACGCGCACUUCGGCAACAGGUUGCGGAGCUGCAAGCCGUUCGAUUUGGUGACUUGGAGGUAGCUGCAAUUUCCAAGUUCCGCCGAGUCUGGCGGGACAAAUACUCAGGGGCAAAGCUGUACGUGUCCAUUUAUGAGGCCCAGUUGACCGCUACGGAGAAGAGCCAAGGAUGGAGGGUUCUCGGUCAAUUCAGUCGCACUAGCUACAAAGACAUAAGUGGUGUGGCCGUCACAAUAGUUGCAAGAAAUGUGAAUGCAUCCAACCCUGUCUUGGCCCCCCCGGUGGAGUAUGAGAGGAUUUGGUAUGACAAGGGUUCAGGCUCAAGCAGACGUCCUUGGUACCGAGCAUUUCAGCACCCAGCGGAUGGCUCCGUGUGGAGACCAGUGCCAGCUCAAGGAUAUGUGUGUCUAGGGGACAUGUUUGUCCGCAGUUGGAAGAAACCCACGCCCGAGCAGGACACGAUGGCCGCGCAUGUCUGUGUACGGGCGGAGUACGCGAAGGAAGCAGCCAUUGGAGACUUUGUGUGGGAUGACCGUGGGUCUGGUGCGAGAUUCAAUUGCUCCCUCUGGCGGAUAGACACCGCGGGGUACAUAGGGAGUGUGGAAAGUCUGGUGCAAGGGUACAUUGGUUGCGACGUUUAUGAUGCGAAGCCGGUUCGGACCGUUCAUGUGCUCCACUUGCCUGCAUCCAUCCAAAGUAUGCGCUACGGGGACCUGGAGAUCGGUGUCACUACAUUGUAUGCUCCCUCGUGGAACGACCAGGGUUCCAGGUCUGCCAAGGAUGUUGCCUUCUUUAGUCCUGCAAUUGGUCAAGGAGACUUCGACCAAGGGUGGAGGGUUCUCUCUCACGUUGCCGUCCCUCACUACCAACCCAUCGGUGGCCUGGUGGCAACGAUUGUGGCACGAAAUGUGGAUGCAAGCGUGCCCGUUCUCAAGUCUCCAGUUGACUUCACUCAGAUGUGGACGGACAAGGGUUCGGGGGCACAUCUUUACGGGUCUGUGUGGCGGCCCAUUCCCCCCACAGGAUACGUCUGUCUGUCAGACUUUGUCGUGGACUCGUGGGCUGAACCAGCUCCUGGAGUGGGGCCCUUUGUCUGCGUUGCUCAGAGUAUUGCGAACCAAAGCUACGCCCGCGAGGCUACCUUGGAAGGCCUCAUUUGGGAUGAUCAUGGGUCCGGUGCCGAUGCGGAUGUCACGGUCCAUGGCAUCCAGAUCGCGCCAUAUCCAGCAGAUGGGAAGGAGCGCCUCUCUCUCCUUGUGAAUGGCUUUAUUACAGGUACUAUCUACGAGACUACCCCCAGCGGAACAUCAUACUUGCUCGAUCUUCCUCCCAUUGUGUACAGGCCAGCGGUUGCAGACCCGCGUCCGAACGUCACAUCGCAUGACAGGCCUUCUCCUCCCGACACGCCCAAGGUUGUUGACCACACUGUCGUUGUGCCAUGCACCAUCGUCAACGACAACAAUCACACUGCUGCAUGGCAGGCCCUAAACUCUCCUUUCUACAAGAUGGAGAGGGGCAUCUAUUACCACUUGGAGGUCCACGGUGGCGGCCCUAACAACAGUGCACGUCUCACAGUUGGCCAGCAAGUGACAUACGGCAUCAUCACCAAUAUCACGGAGGAGUUCACUGUCAAAACCCACAUAGAAGCGAGUGUGGCAUCCGGCAUCGUUCUAAGGGCGAAGCUCGGCCCCCUGAAAAUCAGGGCAGAUCCCUAUGUUGAGGCGAAAACGAGCCUGACCAGAGAGAUUGGUUACUCAAGACGCUAUCAGGUCACGGAAUUCUCUGUGGCCACACAUGACUUCAGAGUGGAAACGAACCCCUUCCACUCCGUCUCUUUGUGGUCGCAGCAUCACGAGAUUGUUCUGCUGCGACACAAUGGAGAUCACGUCGCAGGUAAUUCCGGCCUGCUGGUCAACAUUAACGACCAUAGACUAGUAGUGGAGUACCCACCCUCCUGAGGAGUGUCGUGUACCUGAACCCUGGACCAGUGUCCCGUGGUCCUCGUUCCGGCAUCCGUCCAUGAUCAUGGGGUAUUUUUCAUUGAAUUUCGUGAUGAUGCAAUGAGCCGCAGAGCUCACCACACG